AUAUGGUCGAGGAUUUACUCCUGACAUCCAAAAUACUAUUUCCAGUGGAUUGGUUGAAAUAACAACUUUGGGAGAUUUUUGUAAAUAUGGCAAACCACAAACUCAGCCUUAUCCAAUAGCCGAGGGAGCCCAACAACGAGGUCGUGGUGGUCGUAUUCAAGAAGGUGAUAUGGUUAAGGCUACUAUUUUAGGAACAGUUUCCAAGGGCAUACAAGGUUUGGGAGCAGGAUUUGCUGCUAUUACAGAUAGCAAGACCAAAGUUCACAUGGGAGUUAAUUUUAUUCGAGCAGGUAUUGCUUUACGAAUGAUAGAAAAGAAUGGAGAAGCUCCUGCUCCUGAGGAAAUGUUGGUUGGUUUACAAGGUCUUCCUGAAUUCCCUACUUUUAGAACUGAAUAUCCAACUUGA
This is a messenger RNA of Funneliformis geosporum, 406 nucleotides long. Lineage: Eukaryota; Fungi; Glomeromycota; Glomeromycetes; Glomerales; Glomeraceae. The record is from the annotation of a GenBank genome assembly.